UUAUUACGAGGUGUUUUGUUUUGUGUUGUUCCCACUGACCUACAAUAAUAACGUUGUUCCAUGUUCAAUUUAAUUAUUUAAAUAAUAAUGUUAGUGUUUGAUUUAGCAUGAAGAUUUUAGGUGCAUAUUUACUAUUUUUGUUAAAUAUACAAAAAUAGCCUAGGAAAAGCUUAAUCAAGAGAACUAGCCUAAGUUAGGCCUAGAUCCAAGGCCUUUUUUAACUAGCCUACCUAAGUAGCCUAGGCCUUAUCCCAGUGUGUCAUUGAUAGGCCUAUCUCAUAUUUUUUGCAAGGUCUAACUAGGCCUAGCUUAGUAUGGCAUUUCAGACUCAAACUGCAAGAGAAAAUAGAAAAAUUCUUCUAGAAGAUUUACAAUUGAAGAAGCUGCAGCUUUUAAAGCAAGGAGUUGUACCUUUAACAUCAACCCCAUUAGCCAUCUCUUCAGUACCAGGAAAUGCACCAAGCCCAGGAUCUGAACACUUGUCUUCGGUCCAACGAGGAGCUGUUAUACAAGCACAAGCGUCCUUCGGGUUUUUUGUCCCUCAAGACUCUCUGUUCGGCAACGUGAUUCUCCCAGUACUUCCACGUUACGACAUCAAACCGUGAGAAUGGCGAGGAUGAAGUUGAAGAAGCUAGAGCAAUAUUUGCAACAGGUUGAAGUGUUUGAGGACCCCAAGAUCCACCUUGAGCAGUAUGCUACUAGUCCACACUUGGCGGCUUGUAUGCUCUACACUAUACAAACUAGCUUUGGAGACUUGGAGGGAAAGGUAGUGGCAGACCUGGGUUGUGGCUGUGGUAUGUUGACAUUUGGCUCAGUUCUGCUCGGAGCCGGCUCAUGCAUCGGUUUCGACAUUGACCAUGAAGCUCUUGAUAUAUUUAGCGAGAACCGCGAAGAUCUAGGAGUGGACGAUUGUGAUAGUGUUUUGUGUGACGUGUGUAAGCUCGAUGAUAGGUGGAACAAUUUCUUUGACACUGUUGUCAUGAACCCACCCUUUGGAACGAGGCAGAAGGGCAUUGACUUGGACUUUGUUAAGGUAGGACUUAGGCUGGCAAACACGGCUGUGUAUUCACUUCAUAAAACAUCGACUAGAGAACACAUUUUGAGUAAAGCUAAAGCGUGGGGGGUCGAGGCUAAGGUGGUGGCUGAACUGAAAUUUGACUUGCCUCAGACUUAUAAGUUUCACACCAAAAGUUCUGUUGAUAUAGAAGUGGACUUGAUUAGGUUUUGGUUCAGCAAACCUAAACAGAUGUGUGAGUUUAUGAAGCAGUAGGGAAUAUUUUGUAAUGUUUUAACUGUAUCAAUAAAGGUAUAACUUUUUUUAAAUA
This is a messenger RNA of Macrosteles quadrilineatus (aster leafhopper), 1325 nucleotides long. RefSeq names its product rRNA N6-adenosine-methyltransferase METTL5-like. The record is from RefSeq and is a predicted model, not a curated record. Gene Ontology annotation, biological process: rRNA methylation. Bases 608 to 1270 code for a protein of 220 amino acids. The transcript is spliced from 4 exons. NCBI's taxonomy places the organism in Eukaryota, Metazoa, Arthropoda, Insecta, Hemiptera, Cicadellidae. Gene Ontology annotation, molecular function: rRNA (adenine-N6-)-methyltransferase activity; nucleic acid binding.